CCCAGAGUGCGAGUCAUUACUGUCACCCCUGCUCUCCUGGAGCCCCCGUCCUUACAGGACACAGCCUUCCUGCUCACUGAGCUCAGCUCACAGCCAGGACUUGUCCCUGUGCAGUCUUCACCGCUUUCAUUUCACUUGGCCUCUGCCCUGGCCACACUCACAGCCCCUCAUUGGGGGAUUCUAGGCAGUCAGGGGCUUCUACCCUUAACCACACCAAAAGCCCCUUGCUGGAGGAUUCUAGGCAGGGGCUCCACUGCUGAGCCACCACACCCUAGUCCCUACCUAGGGUCAGUGUGGUGUGUGGGUUUAUGGUGGCAUGCAUUGGGAAAUGCUCAGCUUCCAGCACUCCUCCAGGAGUGUAGGUUUGGGAUUGUUGCACCUGCUACUCCGUCCCUAGUCCUCUCUCAACUUUUGUAGCUGAGCCUGGCCUUGAACUACUGACCCUCCCACCUCCACCUCUGGAGUUCGGGAUGAUAGGCAUGUAUCACUGACAUGCAUGGCUCUUUUACUUUGUCUUUUGACAAAGUCUUGGACUGUAGCCCAGGCUACCCUGGAACUCCCUGGAACUCAGUUUCCCAAAUGCUAGGAUGAAUGUCACAUUCCCUGAAUACAACCCAGGCCACUUUUAGUGUGUAGUUCUGUCUGGGUGUUUCCCUUAUUGAUUUCUGUGAUCCAACCUAUUCCUGGUAUUGGCACCUAGAUGCUGUUUUCCAUUUCCAAGUGACAUUCCUGGGGUCCCCCUUAUCUCCUGACAAGCCCAGUGAUAUGUCUUAUCCAGGCCAGCCAGGCGUUGCUUGGGGAGAAAGUGCUUUACAUUUUUGGGUGGUGAUAGCGUUGGCUGGUGCUUGGCCUCAGCUGCCACCUUGAAAGCUGGGUCCUGAGCAGCCUGGGUGAAGUGAGAGCUUUCUCUCACUGGCAGCUGGACACCAGUGCAAACUCAGUCCCACCAGCCCUGGUUGAUUGGGAAUGCCUGAGAAAGGGGGCUAGUCCUUAGGAACGUCCAUGCUCACUGGACAUCCCUGCCUAGUUGUCUGCUGGCUUUUUGGGCCUGGGUCUAAGGUGCCAUCCACCCUAGGACAGGCAGGGUGUGCACCUGUGUUUAAGGACAGAACCUUCCCUUCAAGGGAACCUAGUUCAAGUGACUUUUGAAAGCUGUUUCCUUUUUGAAAAAGGGUCUCAAGUAGCUCAGGCUGGCCUUGAACUGGUGAUCUUCGUUCCUCGGCCUUCCCUGUGCCGAGAUGAUGAGCAUGUACCAUGUCAGUUUGUGCCGUGCCUUAGAUGGAACCCACAGCUGCUUUGUUGAUGCUCAGCAAGCAUUCUACAAACUCAGCUCCAAACCUUGUCUUCUUAAAGACAGCACUCUCACUCAUGUGUCUUGUGCAGCACGUGUAUGCCACCAUAUGCGUGUGGUGGUCAGAGGACAACUUUUGAGAGUCAGUUCUCUUCUACCAUGUGGAUUCUGCAGUUCACACCUGGGCUGGCUUUUACCUGCCAAGCUCGUACCAUUGCUUACUAUGAGCCUAUGGUGUCCUCACCUUUCAACAAUCCUGCCCUGGCUUCCCGAGCACAGGGCUACCCCAUGCACUGUCACACCCAGCAUUAGUUCUAGUCCUUCGUCUCCAAAGUUCCUGGUCUGUUGCUGCCCUUGUUCACUUGCUGGGCCUCAUGGAUUCAGAAGUCUGUGCAGAACUUGUGCCUUUCUGGGAAUGAUUUGUCUCCAAUACUCCAAAGCCCUGACAGGCUAUAGCUAUGCCUUCACAGGUUGGCCUUCCAAGAAUGGGAGUCCAGCCCUUGGCUAUCCCCUAGCCUCUCCCUUUUCCUGUUUUGAUGCUGUCUCAGCCAAGCCCGGAGACAGGGGCAUGAUGGCUUAAUCCUGGCUGAAGCUGAGAUGGACUGGUGCCCACUGACUCUACCUGCCAUGUGCCCUUCCCAGUCCCUAUUGGUCCCACAUGGCCACACUCCAGUUCGAAACUUAGAACAGCCCUCUUCCCAACCGCCCUGUACUUCCUCCACUGAUAGCAGGUGGGGUGGGGACACAGGUUGGUAGCCAGCUCUGGACUUGCUUCUGGCCGAUGGUGUGACACUCAUAAAUCAGGGACAUCAGGUUGUCGGAAAUGGGUCUAUGGAAUGUCUGGGUGGGUAAGCCAUCAAUCCUUAGGGCUGUGGGGACAAGGUGGGUGGGACCCCCAGAGCUUCCCUGGGACGUGGUGUUGGCAGUGAUUUUAAUCCCCAGGACAGGCAGGGAAUAAAUUCAGGGCACCAAGGUCUCUCAGCAUCCUGGGGCCUGCUGUCAGAAUGGCUGCAGGAAGACUUUGGAUCAUGUCUCUGCUGCUCCUGUCCUUGCACCUGGGCCUUGGCUGGGCCCUUCAUCUUCAAGAGGCUCCUGUGGCAGGCAAGUUCUCAUCUGGGAAGAUGGCAGAGACUGGAGGGACCCGGAAGUCCCAUCAGGGUAACAACCAUGUCCGCCUUCCAAGAGCCUUGGGUGGUUCAUGCCGGCUAUGGAGCCUGACCCUACCAGUGGCUGAGCUGGGCCUGGGCUAUGCCUCAGAGGAGAAGGUCAUCUUCCGAUACUGUGCUGGCAGCUGUCCCCAAGAGGCCGGUACCCAGCACAGUCUGGUACUGGCCCGGCUUCGAGGGCAGGGUCUAGCCCAUGGCCGACCCUGCUGCCAGCCCACCAGCUAUGCUGAUGUGACCUUCCUUGAUGAUCAUCACCGUUGGCGGCAGCUGCCGCACCUCUCAGCUGCGGCUUGUGGCUGUGGUGGCUGAAGGAGUCCAGUCCGGUGUCUCAGACUCACAAGCAUGAGGCAGCCUGGGCCCUGAAGGCUCAGGUGACUUUAUCAGAAAUUUGCAUAAGUGAAGAAGAUGAGAAGGGAAGGGACCUGGUUGUGUGGUUUUGUUUGCUUGUUUGUUCUCUUAUCAGUAGUGAAUGCAAUAAAUGAUAUUCUCAUGGGCAUAA
Messenger RNA from Grammomys surdaster, 2956 nucleotides. It is a transcript of the gene Pspn, whose product is annotated as persephin. Bases 2296 to 2766 code for a protein of 156 amino acids. Lineage: Eukaryota; Metazoa; Chordata; Mammalia; Rodentia; Muridae. Gene Ontology annotation, molecular function: receptor tyrosine kinase binding; glial cell-derived neurotrophic factor receptor binding; growth factor activity. The record is from RefSeq and is a predicted model, not a curated record. The transcript has 2 exons.